CUCUCCUUCUGCUUUGGUUGGGCUUCGUCGUCCCCAGCGAUGGUGCCAAUUUUUUUGCACAGGAACAAGUCGUGGGCAGGGCAGGGCAGGGCUGGAAGAGAGUGCUUGCUUGCUCUGGGUUGACUAAUACACUGAGGGUUCAUUGCGAAGGUCUUGCUUAAUGCAUCGAAGGCGACAGAUGCGUGGUCAGGUUGUGAGGUGUUGAUUGUGGCUCUUCUUCCUUUGUUUUUCUAGCGUUAGUUAGACCUCAGCAGGUAGAGUUUUGCAUCGUUGAGGUUUCAACGACAGGAAUAAUGUUAAGCUCCGGGGAGACGGCUGCCCUUCUGGCCGUCCUUGGGGACGAGCAAUCUUUCGAUAGUCAUGUAUCGGCUUUUACCAUCACAUUUAAGCGCCAUCAGCACUUUAAGGCCUGUUGUUGCCUAAUCCUGCUCCUCGAGGAUCGGCGGCUUUUGAAGCAGACUCAACGCCUUGUAGCCUUUUACAUUUUGGUUGAGGUCUAUCGUGGCGAGCAGCCAUGCACCAACCCUUUCCUGUCGUUUCUUAUUGAUGCAGCCACCAAUGAGGCAGCAGAUAUGGUGGAACGUGCAUUUCUACAGUUGCUUCUGCAGUCUCUCAAUAGCAACAGCAAUGAACUUUCGACUGAAUCAGCUAGUGAUUUCAUCUCAACAUUCGACCCCUCAGCUCAUAAUCUUCUAAACGCUGAGACAUUGAAAUCAGGAUAUGCCGACAAGCUUCCACCCGAGCCCCGUAUGAGCAGUUUCAAGAAGGCAUCGAUUAGUAACACAAUUCCUGAUCCAGAUGUCCCGCCGGGCUAUGACCUUGAUUCUUCUGAACACGGUGUGCCAGGAGGUGUGGCACAGCUCGGGGCCGGGAACAGAGAAGCUGCGGCUGCUGCCUUGGUACAGGCUUCCUCGCUGAACGGGCUGGAGCCACCUUGGGUGCGCCCUGCCCCACCAAGGCUUCCUCCCCAGCACGGAGAGAUGAUUUGGCAAGUUCCAGAUACCCAACAUGAACUUCUGUGGGAUUAUGGAAUGUGUGCCGAUACCAGUCGAGGUGCUGCUAUUCGAGAGCAAAUUAACCGGGCUUUGAAAGGUGCUUUGGCGCCUGCGCAACUGAAGAAAGUCGUAAUGGAGCUAGAAGCUGAUCCCAAACUUGUGUUCCACUGUGGGUUGACCCCACGAAGAUUACCUGAACUUGUAGAUCAUAACCCCUUCAUCGCUGUUGCAGUUUUGCUAAAGCUGAUGAAUUCAAACCAGAUUACUGAUUAUUUUAAAAUGCUGGUCAAUAUGGAUAUUAGUCUUCAUUCAAUGGAAGUAGUGAACCGCCUAACAACAACUGUGGAUCUUCCCACUGAGUUUGUUCAUAUGUACAUCUCCAAUUGUAUAUCAUCAUGUGAAAAUAUCAAGGACAAGUACAUGCAAAACCGUCUGGUUCGACUGGUGUGUGUCUUUUUGCAAAGCUUGAUUCGAAACAAGAUAAUCAAUGUGCAAGACUUAUUUAUAGAGGUUCAGGCAUUUUGCAUCAACUUUUCACAAAUACGUGAGGCUGCCACCCUUUUCCGACUUCUGAAGACACUGGAAUCCUGACAGUAGAUCUCGCGCUCUCUCGCCACCUAUGCUGAACUCUUACGACCGAGGAGCAUCCCCAGCAUUGUGUAUAGUAUUAGGAUUCGUAAUGCCAGAAUUCUUGAGGAUCCGCAUUCAACAUAUUUCUCUCUAAUUGCUUCUCCUCGAACUCGAAUUAUUUUUUCUACUGCCCUGCAGGGAUCAGCACCCCUCUGUUCAGUUUAUGUUUCAUUUAGUAGAGUACCGUACUGCAACCAUGUAAUGCUUGAUGACUACUCGGUCUGCUUAGAGCAGGAACUGAAGUGUAGGUCGUGUGACAAUCUAGAAUCUUCAUUGGCAACGCCUUGAAUACACUUAUGCUCUUUAAAAUUAUAUUAUUGAUGCUGGCCAGAUUGUCCAGUGUUACACUUGGCUUGUUUA
Molecule: messenger RNA, 1985 nt
Organism: Physcomitrium patens
Lineage: Eukaryota; Viridiplantae; Streptophyta; Bryopsida; Funariales; Funariaceae
Cellular component (GO): CCR4-NOT complex
Source: RefSeq, a predicted model, not a curated record